This is a messenger RNA of Symbiodinium sp. CCMP2592, 4548 nucleotides long. Lineage: Eukaryota; Dinophyceae; Suessiales; Symbiodiniaceae. The record is from the annotation of a GenBank genome assembly.
AUGUCUGUCCUCUGUGCAAAUGCGCUGAGCAGCUUCAUUCGUUUGCAGUCGUUGGAGGUUGAGGGGAAACAAGUUGUCCCAAAAGAAAAGGCCACUGACUUUUUCGUGGGUGUUCUGAAGAAUCGUGGCUGGCAGUUGGCUGCUGCACGUCGUCGGAUCCAUGAAGCUUGGCGCCAGGCUGCCACGGAACCAAGGUCUGUGGCUUCAGCAUCAAGUUGGCGAGAUGCGUUCAUUAGUGUCUACGAGGUUACGCAAGUAAGCCGGGCAUUGGGACUCGAUGUGGCGUUGUCCUCAAUUCUGCAAGCGCAGGGGCCUAUCGAUGUGGAUGCAGAUGAUGCUGUGGAAGUUUCGGGACUCGUUCCGCUUGCGGACGUUCCAGGCACAGAUGGGGGUGCAGAUGCCUCUGCUUUAGCUUCUUCAGCUUCAGCCGCGGCUGCAUCUGAUCCCGUGGUGCCACUUUUGGAGUUGGCAAAUCCAGCAGACGCGUCUAGCCAAGCCGUGGCUAGGCGGCCACGGAAGCGGGCUGCGGUGGCCCGUGACCCUGUGCAGCAGCAAUCUGAUCUGGUUGCUUACGAAGCGCAUCACAAAGAACUCUCAGGCAUGGAGCACCGGGCAUUGGUGCAAUUGUGCUUGAAGCAAGAGGGAGAACUGCGACGGCAAUCAAGCCGCAUCGACGUGCUGAUGAAAAGUCAGAAGCAACUGAAGAAAAAGGCUGCUACUGCGGCUGCAGCUAAGACCAAAGCGAUCACGAAGAUGAAGGCUCAGAAGAAGCCUGAGCUGUUUGCCAUCCAGAAAUUGGGCAAGCAGCGUGCUGGCAGAGCUGGACGAUUUUCGUUGUCCAGCAAGUUUUCCAUCGGACUUCGUCGAUGUCUGACGAAUGUCGCUGCCAGCGACUUCGGCAUCAUCAACAUGGUGGACAUCAGCCGACAGACUGUGUUGCGCAGCGAGCUGCUGACAGGAGCAGGGAUCGUGAGACUGAUGCAGCUCUUCGUACAGGACGGAUUGGGGCUCGCGUUGGAAUCGGCAUCUGCGGUGUCAGCGGAGAACGACGACUGGUCUUUAUUUGGCGUUGGGUACCGCUGUGAUGCGACAAAUGCUGCCAUCUGGAGGAGAAAAAAGCUUCACGUUCUGGAAGCAAAUGUUCUGUAUGUGUCGGACUUUGAAAAGCUCCGUGAAGGCAACUUCGACGAAGCUACUGUGCGCAGGCAUUGUGUGUUCCUUGUUGCCGACUUCAAGCAGAUGUUUUGCGGUUUGCCGUUUGCAAUUGCCGAGGCCGCAUUCGUGCAGUCAGACCUGCAGGUUAUCAACAAUGAUGCAACUGCCUUCGACGUGCUGGCUUUGGUUGUCAAGCAGCUGCAGGCGUUGGGCGUGCCUUUCGGGCAUAAGAUUGCGAAUUUGCGCCAGUGGCUUGGUCUUUUCUGCUCAUACGGGCAAGGCAAGCUGACAGAGCGCUCUGUCUUUAUCUACUGUGACACGACGGAUGCUGGAAGUGAUCAAACUGCUCGAAGACGCCACGUGGCCGCUGCCCUUGCCACUGUCGAUUGUGUGCUGUAUUUUGACUGCAAUUGCUUGCUUCACCAAUUCCACCUUAUAGUCCGUGAGAGUCUUCAGCUCAUGGACGCGAUGUUGGUGGAGCUGCGACAAAGCCAUCCUGAAACCACCCGUGAUUUCCAAGGCUAUUGCUCGAGCUUGGCAAAGGCAACCAACUUUUGGCGCUCCCACAUUUCCGACUUCAUCGACGUUUGGGAAAAGUUGCACGGGACCUCUGCCAAGACCCCGCAUACAGACCCGGACUCAGUCAAGUACAGGCGCUUUCCUCUGGCUUUUGUUGCUGGACGCUGGGGUUCCAUCGAGGAUUCUGAGAGAUUUUACAUCCAGCGCUCGCGCAAGCUCCUCGAGCCAGUUUUCCUUGGUGUGCUCAGCAAGUAUGUGAAAGCAAAUCCAGCCAAGCAAGCUGGGAACGCCACACCUGCAACCUCUGCAGGCAAGCCAGACAAAUCCUCGUCCGCGGAGGCCUUGCUGGAUUCGGAUGAUCGAGAGCAGUAUCGCAUCAAGAUGACGAAAUGGGCUGCAGGGACAUGGGCCGCGAUUAGCAACUCUUUGUUCUGGUUGCUGCUGCAUCUGGGAAGCAAGAGCCGUGAGCCACUCACUCACUUCUUUUGCUGGGCACAGAAAUAUAGCAAGCGGCGCAUGCUGCAGCGCCUCGUGACAGGACAGGCAGACAUUUUCAUGAGCGAGUACAACCAAUUGUUGGAGUCCUUCGAGGAUUGGUACGAGAUGGCUGUGCGGGAAGCGAAUGCGCAAGAUCUUCCAAAAGAAGUUGCUCAGUUGGUUCGCACCUUUGCCUUGAAGCUUGUGGUCCACGGCGCAGGCUCCUUUCACAGGCGUAUCGUCUCUGUUGUGCAGAGGUACCCACUUCGGCUUCUGUGGCUGUUGCACCGUGCUCCGCAUGCCCGUUGCACCACGCGCAAGACGAUUGCAACAGAGUUGCUUGCGUGCAGCCCGAACGAGCUUGAGGCAAACUGUCGCAAGGUGGUGCUGCUCUGCAGAUCAGAACUGGAGCACAUGGCCUCGGAAGGCAGCUUCCAGCUUCAUGCACAUCCAAAAGGGUCUUUGUUGUAUUCAAUAGUCAACACCCUUGCGGAACUCCUGCACGGCGACACGCAGCUUGUAGAAUCCAUAAACUCAAUCGUGCGCUUCGUCAGCACGCGAUGUCCUUCCAUGGAUUUGCACACACUUUCUGCAAGACUGACUUGCAAGAAGGCUGUUACCGGAUGCAUGGACGCCGCCAGCGAGGCAAACCGAAAGCGCUGGACCGCGGUCGAAGCCUUUGCCCGUCCGCUUCUGCAGGAGCUGACAGAAGCAGCGCACGAGUACAAAGCAGUCCUUGAUGCCGCGCACCGGUACGAGCAACCGGUGCGACAGACACUGCAAGACAUGGAGACUUCCUUGUCCAACACGAACUUGGCUGUCGCGUUUCCAGACUUGAAGCCCACAGUCGCCACUCGCUGGGCUGGAUCCCAGGCCUCGAAACUCAAGAAAGCUUUGGAGAUGGAGUGGGGCUGUUUGGGCCCAAAGGGCACAUGCGCGCGAAGCAAAGCUGCUGCGGCAGCUGGGUUCACAGUGUUUUGCCUGCAAGACUCGCAACAACCAGAAGCUCUGCGUGUUUUUGUGCGGGCGUGCUCGUAUCGUUCCGUUUUGACAGUUGCAGAGUUGGAAGCGCAUUCGGAUGGCAAGCUUCGUUUUCGAUCCGGACGUAUGCAUUUCACCUCCACGGUCACUUUGCUGCGGGGGUGUCACGGCGCCUGCUUCCAGGAGGUGGACCCAUCAAUAUAUCGGGUCUUCCGAAGCUGCGCUGUGCAUGACACCGAUGGCGGGCUUGCGUGCGUGGCGCAGACUGUGCAACGAACCGCAGAUGGCUUGUCGAGAAGCAUGGGUGCAGAGGCUCUGGAAGACGACAUUGCGGCUCCCGAUGGAGCAAUCCCAGACGGCUACACUUUUGGUGAUGGGGAGGACAUCGCAGAAUCGAAGUCUCACGCCGACGCACUGGAACAGGAACUGGAUGUUGCGGCAACUGCGGCUGAGGCAUGUGAGACAAUCCGCCAAGCUGCACCCUCUGCUUCAGACGGAACAAAGAAGAGGAAGAGACACGUCCCAGAAGAGACGAAACAGAUUCGGUGCGAUGAUUUGCAAUUGCUCGAUGAUGCUGCAGAGCUGGUGCGCUCCAUGCACACUUCUUCGUCUUCGGGGAUUGCAUUGACGCAGGAAGAAAUUGAAGAGGAAGCGCUACUCAUGUUGAUCCGCAAGCAGAACGAGAAGUCGGCGGCUAGUUCUGCCAGGGGACAGGACGACGAGCUGGACGUCCUGGUCCAUGCAAGCACGGCUCGGCGUUCCACGGCUUCGGGCCGACGGAAAUCCAGAUGCUUUGAAGAUGAUGAAGCCUUCUUGCAACAACUGCUGCCGGAACCGGCGACCGAAUCAGAUGCUGGGAGUGAGGCCAGUGCAGCUGACAGUGGCGUGGUCUCAGCAGGUCUGGCUGAUGCGCGCGAAUCACGCGCCAACCGCAAGGCUGUAGAAACAUGGGAAGCAUCAGUUUCUUCUACCCUGCAAAGCUUUGCGGACCGCGACCAGCGGCUGGCUCGUGGUGCAGGACACAACGACGAAGUUUCAUUGCUUGUGACAAUCCCAAAAGAUACCAGGCCUGCGCCAGCAGUUGCUUUCACUGAGUCUGGAGAGGGAGAGGAUGAUGAUUGCGAAGCUUUCGAAGUUAUAUGUGUGAAGUGGACUGACCCCAGUCGCCGCUUGGGACGCACUGUGCGCCUGGAUGCGAAAAAUCGCGUCGUGUAUGCACCACCACAUCUGUUCGGAGCGGCUGUGCCAGUGCAUGAAUUUCCUCUUGGAAGACACGAAGACCUGGUGCAUGCUUCUGGAGCACAGAGUCGCAAGUACAAAGGUGGUAUGCGUGACGAAUUGCCUCCUGAAGUACAGCGUUUGCUUUUGCUGACUCGGAUGAUAUGUUCCUAUGCCAACGAGGAGCAGGUUUUCUGA